Molecule: messenger RNA, 2037 nt
Organism: Diversispora eburnea
Lineage: Eukaryota; Fungi; Glomeromycota; Glomeromycetes; Diversisporales; Diversisporaceae
Source: the annotation of a GenBank genome assembly
AUGUGUGGAAUAUUAGCAACAUUAUUAACCGAUCACACUUCUUUGGCGAGUGUAGAAUUAUUUGAAGGGUUACAAAUAUUACAACAUAGAGGACAGGAUGCAGCAGGAAUAGUUACUUGUGGUCAAAAAGGACGUCUUUAUCAAUGCAAAGGAAAUGGAAUGGUAAGAGACGUCUUUAAUCAAGAACAUCUACAAAAUUUAGUCGGAAAUCUCGGCAUUGGUCAUGUUCGUUAUCCAACAGCGGGUUCGUCAUCCCAUUCCGAAGCACAACCAUUUUAUGUGAAUAGUCCUUAUGGCAUUGUAUUUGCUCAUAAUGGAAAUCUUAUCAAUGCCGAUGAAUUAAAGAAUUUCUUAGAUUUCACUGUUCAUCGUCAUAUAAAUACGGAUUCAGAUUCGGAAUUACUUCUAAAUAUAUUUGCAAAUAAUUUGCAGAAAACCAAUAAAGCUAGAAUUAACGAACAAGAUAUUUUUACAGCAAUAAGAGGAAUUUAUGAACAAUGUAUAGGAGCAUACGCUUGUGUAGCUAUGAUCGCGGGUUUUGGUAUUAUUGGAUUUCGUGAUUUACAUGGAAUUAGACCAAUAUGUUAUGGUACCAGACAAGGUGUGGCGGGUAUUGAUUAUAUGUUUGCUUCUGAGAGUGUGGUUUUGGAUCAUGCGGGAUUUACCGAUGUUAAAGAUAUUAAUCCUGGAGAAGCAGUAAUAAUUACGAAAACAGCCAUAACGAAACGACAAUUAAUAAGUCCAGAAAAAAUUGCACCUUGUAUAUUUGAAUUUGUUUACUUUGCUCGUCCUGAUUCGGUUAUUGAUGGAAUUUCAGUAUAUCGAUCAAGAUUAGAAAUGGGUGAAUAUUUAGCUGAUCAAGUUAUUAAAAAAUGUGGUGAGAAUUUAGAUAUUGACGUGGUUCCGGAUACAAGUCGUGUAGCAGCACUUCAAGUAUCACAUAAAUUAAAAAUUGCAUAUCGUGAAGGAUUUAUUAAGAAUCGUUAUGUAGGACGUACUUUCAUUAUGUCGGGACAACAAAUACGAACUACAUCUAAAGAAAUAGUUCAAAUGGCACGAGAUGCUGAACUUGUAGCUUAUGAUCGUGAUGUUGAUUCAAUUGCUAAAGAAAUUGGUGCUGAUAUGGUAAUAUAUCAGGAAUUAGAAGACUUAAUAUCUUCUUGCCGUAAAUUCAAUUCCAAUAUAUCAAAAUUUGAUUGUUCAGUAUUUAAUGGAUGUUAUGUUACGAGUGGAAUAACUCAAGAAUAUUUAGAUAAAUUAGAAAAUACUCUGAAUUCAAAAUCACACGCGACAGCAGCAUCAAAACAACGUAAAGAACGUUUAGAAGCCUUACGAAAACGAAAGUUAGAUUCAGAGAGCACAAAUACGACGACAACAACGGACGAGAAUAAUAAUGAUAAUACUGAAAAAAAAUUAAAAUUUCGAAAUUAUACACCAAUAAAUGAAGAAAUAAUAAAAGCUACAGAAAAAAUUCAUAUAGCAACUCCUGAUGAUUUAGGCGAAACAUUAGAAAAACAAGCAAAUAAAUUAACUAAAGAAGUUGAAGCUGCUGAUGAAGCUAAACGAGCGGAAGAAGUGAAUCCUAAUUGGGAUCUUAAACGUGAUGUGGAAAAGAAAUUAGAGAAACUUAAUAAAAGGACACAAGACAUAUCAAUAACAAUCAAUCCAGAUGACAGUGAUGAUGAAAAAAAUGUUACUACUUUAACAACAACAGUAAAUUUGGCUGAUGCUCCUCCCGUAAGAGCUGAAGUGGAAAAAAUUAUUCCUACAUGUGAGGACGACGAAGAGAUACUUGAUUAUUUGAAAGAACUUCUAAAGCAUGUCCAGCAAUCAUCGCCUUCUCAAGAUGAAGUUGUUGCAGAUUCAAUAAUUAACAACCAAUCAACAUUUUCUCCAACUCCGUCACAAACUGUCCAGCAAUCAUCUCAAGAUGUCGAAGUUGUCAUGGAUCGAGUAGUUAACGAACCAUUUUCUAAAAGAAUUCAGGAUGACACACGCUUACCCGAAAACGCCUCAAUUUCUUCGCUAUUACAAUAA